Chenopodium quinoa (quinoa) is the source of this 3059-nucleotide messenger RNA. RefSeq lists its product as uncharacterized. Lineage: Eukaryota; Viridiplantae; Streptophyta; Magnoliopsida; Caryophyllales; Amaranthaceae. The coding region runs from base 1728 to 2999 and encodes 423 amino acids. The transcript is spliced from 2 exons. The record is from RefSeq and is a predicted model, not a curated record.
AUACAAUUAUACAGUAUUUUAUUGUUGUUUUAUGUGUGCAUGGUGCCAUGGUAUAUCUCAUUGUUUUUUUAUUAUUAUUUUUUUAAAUGUGCAUUGGCAUAGGUAUUGAAAGGGUAUGGCCAUAUGAGUAUAAAUAUUAGCAAAGCUUUGGUUUUCACCGAGCAUAUUUUUUUGAGGGAUUUUCCUUACAUUCCUCUUUUAAAAUGAACCUUCUCCUUAAAAAUAAAUAAAUAAAAAAUACUCGUAAUAAAUAUAAUAUUUGUAUAUCGGUAGUUAGUAAAUAAUGAGUUUCUUUUUUUAAAUUUAGGAAUCCAAUCCUUUAAGCUCUUCCCAUUUUAUUGUUUUUACAUUGCCUCAAUUACCUUUUUUUUAUAUAUUAUUUUAUUAUUUUUUUUCUACCUUCAUUAUUGUUAAUUGCAUUUUUUGUUGUUGAACUAUUUAUAAAAGUAUGCGGACAUAUAUACCCCUAAAAUAUUUGUUUACAUUUAUUUCCCUCAUUGGUGUAACCAACAUCUUAACUAGCUAUGGUGUGUGCACUGUGCAUGAUAGUCACUCAAUAAUGGAAAUAAUUUUGAAGGUUCAUUUAAGCUGUGAAUAGAGUUUACAUUAGAUUGGAAGAACAUUUAAGUAGGAGGGAGAACUGUGUAGUGUAUUAUGGAUCGUGUGGUGGGGCGAGGAGGGAUAAAAGUGAGAAUUUAUUUAAUUACUAUAAAAAAAUUCAAAAAUAUGAAAAUAAAAAUAGUGUACAUAAAUGGAAAGUAGGAAGACUUAAGUGUAUGAAAGUGUCAAAAGUGAAGAGUAAUAAACUAAUGUGAUCAUAUGUUCAAAAGUAGGAAAAAAAAAUGAAAUGUUUUAAUUUGGUGAAAAUAAGUCUAAUCAUUUUGUGAUAUGAAAAUAUUAAAUAAAAUUUUGCAAGAAAAAAUUAAUUACAUCAAAGUUUCAUGAAGCCUUAAAGAAUGCUACUCUGUAUAAUUUAUUUCAACUUUGACUCUAAUUCAAAAAAAAAAGAAAAUAUUUAUCUACAUGACAAUCCAUUAAUCCGUAUUAAAUAGCUCACAACCCAUUCUUCUGGAAAAAAAAUUGCACACCUUUCACCAUUAUUUUAUUUUUGUUUUUGAAUUAGACAACAAUUGCCUUGCAAAAAAAUAAAAAUAAAAUUGUCAUGCUUAUUUUGAAAUCAUUUAACAUCUAUAAAAUAACUCCCAUCCAAUGAAACCAAGUCACCAAUGCAAGUAUUAUUAUUAAAUUAUUAUUAGUGGUCAUUAAAAAUUCUUUAAUGAUUUAAAUAAAUAUAACAACCACCAAAUAUCUUCGAUCCCUUAUUUGCUACACCAUAUCCACGCACGAAUGUAGACGAAAAGGGUAGUUUAGGAAACAUAAAAUCAACAAAAAGAACAUAUACCAAGUCAGCUUUUAAAGGAGAAAAUAACAUUAACAAAUCAUAUUUUUGUUCAAAAAUAUGAUUUUUAAAGAAGAAAAAAAAAGACAAGAAAGAAACAGUCGUUGGCCUCAAAAAGCAACCUUGACCAUCAACUCCCAUAUUUAAUGGGCCCCUCUCCACAUCACCUACCCAACUCAUUUAACUGUCAACCGCAUUUCUUUUUAUUCUCUUCCCUCCCUUCUUUCUCUCUCCUCCCCUGUUUUUUCUAUCUUCCUCUGUUUUCCCCUGUUUUCUUUAUUUCAUUCAUUUUGAUUAAUUUUGAUCUUUGAAUUUUAAAAAAUAAAAAAUGUGGACUGGAGGGGCGGAUAAUCAAGGGCACUUCCUCGGCCGGAUAAGUAUUCGUCGUAAUCAAGUUGCUUCAAUGGAGGGAGAAGUUGAAGAUUUAGAGCUUUUCCAAAGAAAAAUUGCUGAUCGUUUUUUUGAUCUUUUACCCCUUAAUAAAAAAGACACCCACCAUUCAUCUUCAAUACCGACAUCGCUAUCGAUCUCAUCUUCCGCCAGUGAUUCUCCUCUAUCGGUUGAUUUCGACGGGGAUUUUAGCCCUUUUUCGUGUAGUGAUACUCUUCUUUCUAUUGCUUGGAUUAGGAAACUUCUUGACGCAUUUCUUUGUUGUGAGUCGGAGUUUAAGGCUGUAUUGUUGAUUGGAAGGGAACCGUCGCAGGUUGCGAAAUCGCCUCUCGAUCGAUUGAUUCCUGAUUUAUUGGAUAGAGCUGUUAAGGGUUUGGAUAUUUGUAAUGCGAUUAAUCAUGGUAUCGAUGCGAUUAAGUUUAUGCUAAGUCAAGCUCAGAUUGUUGUCUCUGCUUUGGAACAGAGGCCCUUUACCGAUGGACAGAUUCGAAGGGCAAGAAGAGCGCUCGCAGCACUACAAGGUUCAAUUGUGGUGGAUGAGAAGGAAAAUACAGGCAAGUCGACCGAGAGAUCAUGGUCAUUUGGGAAGCGCUCAAGUGGCGCGUCAUCGAAAGACCGGCAUCACGCGCCGAACUUCAAGUCUCUAUCUUGGAUGGUGGCCAAGAAUUGGUCAGCUGCCAAGCAAGUCCAAUCAAUCUCCUCCAAUCUCACCGCGCCACGCGGUGGGGAAUCGACAGGGUUGGCCCUCACCGUAUACAUCAUGAAUGUGGUCCUAGUGUUUGUAAUGUGGGCUCUAGUUGCAGCUAUUCCUUGUCAGGACCGGGCGGGGCUCGGGACCCACAUCCCGGUCCCUAAACAGUCUAACUGGGCCCAUGGCAUCUGUGGGCUCCAGGAAAAAAUAGCUGAGGAGUGGAAAAGGAAAGAAAAAAAAGGUUCACCCGGACUAAUGAAAGAAGUGGUUAAAAUUGAUAAAUUGGCUCAAUCUUUGGUGGACUAUGCUGAUAAUUUUCAGUACCCUAUGGAGGAGGAGAAGGAGGCCGAAUUCGCCACCCAAGUCGCCGAGCUAGCCGAGAUAUGCCGGAAAAUGGAGGAUGGUCUCGGUCCGUUACAACUACAAAUUAGGGAGUUGUUCCAUAGACUUGUUAAGACUCGUGCAAUAAUACUUGAUGUCCUUGAUCAAGCAGGCAAAUCAUCUACUCCUAAUGUAUAGGUUAGAAAUAAAACCUUUUUUUUUUUUUUUAAAUUUAAAAUUUUCGGGUUUAUUUUUUAA